AAGUUGUCGCCAUUCAUUCGCGCCAUUCUGUUCCACAAAGCAUAAUAUUUUUGUUAAAAAAAUCCAUUUUUCGAAGUUAUGGCAAAAGUUAAUAUAGUCAAUGUCGUUGUGCUCGAUAAUCCUUCUCCUUUUCUCAAUCCCUUUCAGUUUGAAAUUACAUUUGAAGCACUGGAGGAUCUUAGCGAAGAUCUGGAGUGGAAAAUAAUCUAUGUUGGAGCUGCAGAAAGUGAGGAAUUUGACCAGACUUUAGAAACUAUACUUGUUGGCCCAGUACCUGGUGGCAGACACAAAUUCGUUUUUCAGGCAACUCCUCCUGAUACAAGUAAAAUACCACUACAGGAUGCUGUAGGUGUGACAGUUGUGUUAUUAACAUGUUCCUAUAGAAAUAAGGAGUUUAUACGUGUUGGUUAUUACGUAAAUAAUGAGUAUGAUGAGCCAGAGAUGAAGGAAGAACCUCCAACUGUACCACAAUAUGACAAGUUGAUGAGAAACAUACUUGCAACAAAUCCUCGUGUAACAAGAUUUAAAAUAGACUGGGACGAUAACCAGAGCACACCAGUGGAGAAUGGUGAAAAUAUACCUCCAGCACAUAAUCUCGAAUCAGAAUCAAAUCAAAUGGUACCUUCAGGAUCUCAUGGUCUUGAUGAGAUCAAAUCUCAACAAGUUGUACCAGAAAUAAAUGCAGGAGCGGGAAUGGACGUAGAUGAGACGAGUGUUAGUAUGUCUUGAGAAUAUAUUAACAGCAGUGUGUCUGGUUUUAAAAUGAGACAGCAAGGGAUAAUUUAUAAUAAAGUUGUGUCGGCGGGGAACUUUGUGUCUUUGCUGCUGGGUUAUUCAGUUCGUGCAGUUAAUGGAAAGGACAGAUCUCAGUGUGUUUGUCAGUGUUUGGUUUCAGAAAGACGUAACAGCUAUGGAAACGGGAUGGUAUACAUGUAGAGAAAUUAUUUUAAUUGCAAAAUAAUUAGAUAACAGAGAUUGGUAUUAAAAAUGUAAAAUAGAUCUUGUUAAGAUGGUGUUUGUUUCAUUUGCAUUUGAUAGACUCUACCUGGAAGUAUGUUGUCACAUUUCUUUUGUCUGUACCAAGAUUUCUGCAAAGGGUUUCAGUCAAAUUAAUUUGCAAGAAGUACCUUAACAAGUUAAUAAUUUUCAAACUUCCAUUCAUAUUAAUAAAUGUUUUCAUAAUUUUACAGUUUUCAGUUAGGGAGUACAAGGAGUCUGAUAUCAUCCAAGGGUUAAAGUAUUUAGCAUUUACUUGUAUAACAUCUCAGAUAUUUGCAAGGUAGACUUUAUUCGUUGUUGUGAGGAAUAACUAUAAACUAGUGUAAAGUUGUACACAUUUAUUCUGGCGCUAAAGAUAUGGAAGGGGCCUCCAUGGCAGAGUGGUUAAGGUCACUAAUUUUGAAUUACUUGCCCCUUACCGAUGUUGGUUUGAGCUUCACUUGGAGCAUUGAAUUCUUCAUGUGAGGAAGCCAUCCAGCAGGCUUACGGAAGGUUAGUGGUUCUACCCAAGUGCCCGUCCGUGCUGAAAUAAUGCACGAAGGGUUACUUAGGGAUCUUCCUCAACCAUCAAAGCUGGAAAGUCGCCAUAUGACCUGUGAUUGUGUUAAACCCAACAAAAACAAAAUUAAGAGAAACUGUUGAGUGGAAGUUAUGCAUUCUGGGAUUGGUCUCCAAAUACAGUUUGUACUCUAGAAACUAUGAUGAGCAGCUGCAAUAUUAUUCAAUACUCUGUGGCUCCUGUUGAGUGAUCUGUGUUCAGCUAAAUAUUUUUUUUUUGGUAGAAUGUUACAAAUAAAAUGUUAGUUACAUGUAAGAAGGUACUAUCAUGGGUUCUUCCAGUAUGUAUGUUACCUUUUGUAGGUAGCAUAAGAUUGAUGUCUUGUAUUUUAAUAUGUACUGUUUUCAUGAACUUGCUGUUUAUAACAUAGCCAAUACAAGGUUGCUUGUAACUAUCUGUAUGCAUGUUUUUCAGUGGUAUUUCUGGCUACCGAGACUUGGCCAAAGCUUGUUUUAUUUUAUGAUGUUCGCUGUCAGAUUAAUUUAUAACCAUAUUUGUUUACCUAACUAGUGCUGAACUGCAACAUUUCACACAAAUUCUUUUGAGAAACUGAUGACAACACAAAGUUGGCUAGAAUGUAUUUCUAAAUUCCAAAUUUGAUAUCAGUUUUAUUAAUAUUUAGGAAUUAUAAUAAGUCAUAUAUAAAACAUUAACAUUUUCAAUAAAGUUGAUAAAAACGUGGCAUAGAAAGUCUAAUAUCACAGAUAAAAAAAUUAGUUUUAUAUUGCCCAUUUGAUUUCCGUGUGAAGAAUACCUGUCACAUGACAGUUGCCAUGGUGGGCAAAAUGUUUAAGACAGUGAUACCGACAUGAAAUUAUGUAGAAUUUGUCUUCAAAUCAUGUUGUAUGGUUUAAUUAAUGUUUUUCUUGUUGCUUUUUUUGUUGUUUUUUCACACAAAAAAUUAUUAGAAAUAUGUUGAAGUAAAAGAUGAGUCCAUAGCAUUUGAAUUUAUGAAAUUGUAGCAUGACAGAUUUUUGGCAUUGUUCAGGUUAGGUUUCAGUAUGGGGUUCAGUUUAAGCAUGGAGAUCUGUAACAGUUACUGUAUAUAAACAUCUCCGAGGCUGAAAUUUUUUUUAGUUUUGUAAUGAAUGUCACAUACUUCAACUGAUUAAAUGUGCUCAAAUUCUUCUGAGCCUGUAUAUAAUGUAGAUUUCCAUAUUGAGAAAGGGUCUAAAAAUUUGUUGGUUUUGGGUAACACCUGAAAAUUUUUAGGUAGGGUAGAAACAGAACAUCAGAAAUGUCAUUGCUGCAUAAGUCAGAUUUCAUUUGCAUUUUUUUCCCCAUUUAAAAUACCUCGUCCCACUGGGGCUUUUGCUAAGUUGGGUAGGUAAACCUGAAAAAAAAUUUUUUGUCCCAGUGAAUAAUUUAUUAUGGAUCGAGUAUUGAGUAACUUGAUCUAUCUCAUUUGUUUAAAUUUUGAUGGACAGUGUCUGGAUGUGCUUAAAUUUAUCUUGGUCCAUAUCAUGCAAAGGUAUUGGUAAAGGCAUUUUUUGUCAUUUGGAAUAAGUUUGUUGUUGAAAAGAUCAUUGUUUGAUUUAAGAAUUACUGGUAAUCUGUUUGUGCUGGAUAAGUGUUACAGUUGAACAAUUAAUAAGAAAACAACCUUGUGUGAUAAAUCCUUUUUGAUACAUUACCGGUAAUGAUUACAUAUUUAUAAAAUUAUAGUUCAUAGCCAUUUUAUUAGCUCACCUGUCACAUAGUGACAAGGUGAGCUUUUGUGAUCACCCUUCGUCCGUCAUCAGUUCGUGCGUCCGUCCAACAAUUUCUUGUCUGCACGAUAGUGGUUUCAUUUAUGAUUUUAUUUUAACCAAACUUGCACACAACUUGUAUCACCAUAAGAUCACGAUUCCAUUGUUGAACUGGCCAGAUCCCAUUAUGAGUUCCAGAGUUAUGGCCCCUGAAAGGGCCAAAAUUAGCUAUUUUGACCUUGUCUGCACAAUAGCAGCUUUAUUUAUGAUUUGAAUUUUACCAAACUAGCACACAACUUGAAUCACCAUAAGAUCUUGGUUCCUUUCUUGAACUGGCCAGAUUCCAUUAUGGGUUCCAGAGUUAUGGCCCCUGAAAGGGCCAGAAUUAGCUGUUUUGACCUUGUCUGCACAAUAGCAGCUUCAUUUAUGAUUUUAUUUUAACCCAACUUGCAUACAACUUGUAUCACCAUAAGAUCUUGGUUCCUUUCUUGAACUGGCGAGAUUCCAUUGUGGGUUCCAGAGUGAUGGUCCCUGAAAGGGCCAAAAUUAGCUUUUUUGUCCUUGUCUGCACAAUAGCAGCAUCAUUUAUGAUUUGAAUUUAACCAAACUUGCACACAACUUGUAUCACCACAAGAUCUUGCUUCCUUUCUUCAACUGGCCAGAUUCCGUCUUGGGUUCCUGAGUUAUGGCCCCUUAAAGGUCCUAAAUUAGCUAUUUUGGCUUUUGCAGCCAUAUAGAGACUUCAUUUAUGGUUUUAUUUGAUACAAACUUCCAAAAUAUCUUCAACAACAAUAAAUCUUGGAUUCCAUGACAAAUCAGAUCCAAUCAUAUGUUCCAGAGUUAUUUUAUAUUUGAUUACUUCCCCUGAUUGUAAUCAAAAUGGAUUUAUAUCAGUAAGUACUUAAGGACUUAUUUGAAAUUUCAUUAUUGUUAUUAGUUGGACUGACACAAUCAGGGUAGAUAACUAUGGACUGAUUUUAUGUCAAAUUACCUCCCUUUAUUUCAAAUUAAAUUUGUUAUAUCUCCAUAACUAAUGAAGAUACUGAUCUGAAAUUUCAUUUAUGUCAACAGAUUUAUUUGGCAGAUCCUUCUUUUGUCCACUUACAAUAUUUUUUUUUUUAAUUACUUCCCUUUUACGUUACUAUAAAUAGCUUAUUUUAGUAACAUUUUUAUUAUUGGCCGUAGGGAAAACACAAGACCAGUUUUCUGUGGUACAACAUGGAUGGUACCUCCAAUUUUUAGGUGUAUUUUAACAUAUCUAUACCUUGUAAGAUUUUUUUUUCUUUUUGGUUAAAUUCCUUCCCUUUGUUGUUCCUGUCCUUUGUACUUAGAUAUUUUUUCUGUGGACUUUCUUGUCCUCAAGUGCAGUGAUAACAGGUGAGCGAUAUAGGGCCAUCAUGGCCCUCUUGUAUGAUAGUGUAGUUAGUAGCCGUCACUUCCCUGGUUAUAUGCAUACUGUAUCUGUGUAUCUGACUCGUGUCACCAGCAUUGGAGAACAGUACAAAUACUGAGAUACUAUGAAAUCUAGACUCCAAUUGCAUCAACAUUCAUUGUUUGGGCUAGAACGGGUAUUGCACAUCUGAAAUUGUGGAUUGAAAGGUUAAAUGGUAGGAUGAAUGGGAAUUAUGUCUACAACACCACUGUGGUGGGAGACAUAUUGAUUUACUCCUGUCUGUGUGUCUGUCACAAAUCUUUACCGCACUCUUUAAGUUGAACAUCUCUCAUGCAAUCUUCACCAAACUUGAACAAAAUGUGUUUGCUAAUUAGGCCUCGGCCAAGUUCGAUAACUAGCCAAAUCGGCCCAGGCACUUCAGAAUUAUGGCCCCUGAAUUACCGAUAGGCUGUUUACUCCAAAACUUAUCCGAUAGGCCGCUUACUUCAAAACUUACUCCAAAACUGUCAAAGGUAUAUUUUCUGUGAGUAAACAGUAUAUAAAAGACUUACUAUUCAGAUGAUUAGGCAGUUGCGGGAGACAUGCACUUUUCUCAAAAGCAGCUCUAGUUUUAUUUGUGUAAGCAAACUAAAAUUUAUGAGCUCAAGUUGCCCUGAGUCCCCCUGACAGAUCAGGAUGGCCCAGACAGAUAAGAGUAGAGACGUCCUGGUAGGUGUUUUGAUACAUUUUACCAAUAAUUUGAUGGUUUAUAAGAUGCUAUUUAUCUUAUAUUUGUUUAUUUUAUGUCUAGUGCUAAUUUUAUUGUUGUAAAGUUGAUGUGUCAUUGAAAAUUACACCGAAAAGGACUGUAUUUAUGAAACAAAAUUUAUAUUUUGAAUUUACUUUAGAAAAUGAAGUAAAUAAAGUAAAUCAUA
Molecule: messenger RNA, 5553 nt
Organism: Mercenaria mercenaria
Lineage: Eukaryota; Metazoa; Mollusca; Bivalvia; Venerida; Veneridae
Product: histone chaperone asf1b-B-like
Exons: 4
Coding region: 79-729 (216 amino acids)
Biological process (GO): DNA replication-dependent chromatin assembly
Cellular component (GO): nucleus
Molecular function (GO): histone binding
Source: RefSeq, a predicted model, not a curated record